Molecule: messenger RNA, 3135 nt
Organism: Effrenium voratum
Lineage: Eukaryota; Dinophyceae; Suessiales; Symbiodiniaceae
Source: the annotation of a GenBank genome assembly
AUGGAGCGAUACCGUCGUUGCCGCUUGCACCACUUGCUUUUGUUUUCGUUGCAGAUUCGCAGUGGAUGUGGGACGACAACCACCACCACUGGCUGCCUUGUAGUGCAAACGGAGCUGACAGAGGCGUUGAUGCUGACCUACUGCUCCAGCCUGUCGGAAAAUGGGGUUGACCUGUCUCCGACGGCUGUAUCAUGUGGUGGUGCCGACACGCCCGGGGUGCACAUGGCUUUGGCCAACGCCAUGUUCGCGAAUUGCGGAGCGUUUGCCCUCUACGAUUUCGACAGUCCUGCGACUGUGUGCCACUUUUGGACCCCCGAGAGUUCCUGCUGGAACAGUUCCAGCGAUGUUUGCUCCAACUUGCCAAGCGAGACGGCCUACGCGGUGGCGCGCGCGGCUAGCAUGUGCACCACGACAACGAGUUCAACGGCCACCACGAGCACCAGCAGCAGCCGCACUACAACUAGUACUUCCGCAACGACCACCAGAAGCACCAGCACAAGCAGCACCAGCACCAGGACUGCCACAACUUCCGUCACAGCCACCAGCGCCAGCAGCACUGCCACAACUUCCAUCACAGCCACCAGCGCCAGCAGCACUGCCACAACUUCUGUCCCAGACACCACCACCAGCAGCACUGCCACAACUUCCGUCGCAGACACCACCACCAGCAGCACUGCCACAACUUCCGUCACAGCCGCCACCACCACCAGCAGCACUGCCACAACUUCCGUCGCAGACACCACCAGCAGCACUGCCACAACUUCCGUCACAGCCGCCACCACCACCAGCAGCACUGCCACAACUUCCGUCGCAGACACCACCACCAGCAGCACUGCCACAACUUCCAUCACAGCCACCAGCACCAGCCGCACUACCACGACUUCCAUCACAGCCAGCAGCGCUACCACAACUUCCAUCACAGCCACCAGCGCCAGCAGCACUGCCACAACUUCCAUCACAGCCACCAGCACCAGCAGCUCUACCACACCUAGGCCGUCAAAUGCAGCCAGCAGCACUACCACACCUAGUGCGUCAAACGCAGCCACCAUCAGCAGUAGCACCACCACAACUAGCGCGUCAAUCACAGCUACCAGCAGCAGCACCACUGCAAUUGUCACAACUCUCACCACCACGACUACUGCUACCAGCGCAAGAACCAGCACAACAACCAGCACCAGUGCAAUUGGCACUUCUUCCACCAGCAACGCCGCCCUGAGUUCCAUCACCACGGCAGCCAAAGAUGAUGCCGAGCGCAAGCGCGAAGCAGCUGCUGCCGUUGGGGCUGCCGAGAACGCCACCCAGCAGGUGGCCGUCGAAGUAGCAGCGCUGCUUUUGGAGCUCUUGACAAACGCCUCUAGCGGCUCGAAGGUUCCGACGAUUCUGCAGGAGACGGACUCGGGCAACGUCACGGUUGCGGCAUUCGCCUCUUUCGAAGCUGCGACCAUCCAAGCGGGCGAUGCCGUUGUGGACGUGCCGCCGGAACUCCUACUCCAGGCCGCCAGACAGAGCAGCGUGGUGCUUCUGAGCCUGACCAACAUGGCUCAGGACCUUGCCAGCAAGAUACAGUCCAGCCAAGGUGCGGUGACCUCAAGGUUGGUGUCCCAGCCUUUGGUCGUAGAUUUUCGGGAUGCCAAUGGCACCGUCCUGGAGAUGGGGAAUCUGGACAGGCCGCUAACUCUGGAGAUGUCGGCACCAGGCAACCUAAGUGGCCUCGCAUGCGCCUUUUGGAAUGAAGGGACUGCUUCGUGGUCAACUGAUGGGAUGACGCUGGUGGGCAGUACGAACAACACACAGAUUUGUGAAACGUCGCACCUCUCCAUUUUCGCUAUCAUCGAAAUGGUCAUUGAACAGUCGAUCCAAGCGCUGGACUGCAGCACUGCAGGGCAGCUGCUGACGCAGAAGGCCUUUCGUCAGCUCGGCGCCAACGGCGACUGGAUUCAGCAUGAUGCGGCUGUGGCGAUCAUCUGCAUGAUAUGCCUAUUCUGCAUUUUCUGGUGGAUGGCAUGUCGCCAAGACUGGGCGGCAGGCCGGAAUCUGCCUCGAAAGACGCGAGAAGCGAUUCUGUUCCGCCUGGCGGAUGAGAGUCCAGAUCGAGACGUAGGACUCAUCUGGCUGCUGUACCACCACCCCGUGGCAGCUGCGAGUCACGGCCUACGAGUGCUGCGAAAGCUCCCCGCCGCCCCGAGGUUAGCGGUGCUCUACAGCCUUGAGUUGGACCACGCACGAAGGUCUCGUCUCCACCUCAAGAGCCUCAAUGCCGUGAGGAGCAAGGGUUCCGCCAAGCCCAACUCCGCCGUUGCGCACGCAUUAUCAGACAUCCAGCAGCGAUAUGAUGUAUAUGGCAACGCGGAGGACUCCGUCAAUGCCAUCUUGAGCUCGUCUUUUUGGCGGCGAGCGCUUACGCUGUGGAUCAGCUUGCACCCGAUGCUGGUCCUCUUGCAGUCCUGCAUGUUCACUCCUGCCAAAGUCCGCGUGGCCCUCAUUUUUGCGAGGGUCUUUGGGGCUGGUCUCGGCAACGCCGUGUUCUUCGCAAACGACGAUCCUGACUGCUCCCGCAGCCAUGGCUUCUGGCCAGACAUUGUCCGGGAGGUGACGGUGGGGGUAUGUAGUGCGUUGAUGAGCAGCGGGGUCGUCCUGGCGCUCUUCUUGCUUCAAAAGCAGUCUGUUGUGGAGAAGCAAGAGUGGACAGAGAGUCUCAUCCAGGGCCAAAAGUGCCGCUGGCGCUGUAGAGCCGCCACCUUUUGGCUGGUGUGGCUGCUCUACAUGCUGGGCUCCCUAUGCUACCUCUGCCUCUUCGUGGGGAACUUCCCGGCCUCCGAGGGCUCCGCGUGGCUCCGCGCCACGGUGGUCAGCCUGCUGCAGCACCAGGUGGCCGCGCCCCUGGCCAUGGCCCUCACGCUGAGUUUGCUCAUCUCCGCGGUGAUUCGCUCGUCAAAGAUGGAGCAAGAGAUCCGCGAGGAUUGGUUCCGGGGCAUUGCGCACCUGCACAGCAGGUCCGUUUUGCCGGAGCUUGAGCCCGGUCUGGAGGAUGCCGGUCCCAAGGCCGACGAUUUCACCCCCGGGCAAAUGCCAGCCGGGAAGCCGGAAGAUGAGGAAGGGAGUGAAGUGGAAUAUAUGGAAAGCACGUCCCUGUAA